UUGUUUCGGUUACAAAAUGUGAAAAUUGAAAUAAAUAAGUUAUUAAACAACAAAAAUGACGGAAAAAUUAAAGGACUAUCAAGUUCUUGACGUUCUCUGCGGUGGCACAUUUUACAAAGUAAAACACAAGGUCACAAAUAACAUAUUCGCUUGGAAGGCGUAUAAUUGUUCUGCAUUCUCUGACGAACAAAUUCAAAACGUCGAUAAUGAAGUGAAAAUAUUGAGUCAACAACUAUCUGGCAACUUCCUACGUUACUACGAUACGAUAUUACAUGGACCGACGAAAACACUUUACUUUGUUCUUGAGUACAAUUCUUGGCAGAGCGUCCAAGAAUUAAUCGCGCUAUGCAAGGCCACUGACAAGCAUUUCACUGAAAGUUUCAUCUGGUACCUAUUGCUGGAACUGGCGCGAGCAUGUAAGACCGUAGAAAAUUUAAAUUUUGUAGCUCUAAGGAAAUGUUUAACACCACAGUCGAUUUUUGUUAGCCAGAAUGGCGAGUUACGCAUCAAUUGUUUUGAGUUAUCUUUGGAGACUUCGCAAUCAUCAAACCUUAUCCAACAGGUUGGAGAGUUAUUACGAAUCUUGUGUUACCGUCCUGGUGCUUGUGAUGAUAAAAUCAAAGAAUUCCAUUAUAGCGACGAUCUAAGAGACGUCAUAUGUUUCAUAUCCGAUGUUAAAAACGCCAACAUACGUCCAGACGUGGUCCUUUAUCAUCCUACGAUCCUUGCGAACACAGACACUUUUUCAUGUCCAGAAUUUAUGUCAGACAUCCUUGUGUCAGUAGAGAACUCCAUCCUAACAUCAAGUGCAAAUAAAUGUGAUUCAGAGAAGGCAGUUGAGCAGUGCAGGAUUAUAGAGCCUCCUCCUAGAACACAUCUUAAUCUUGACAGUCCAAUCUAUUGCAAUGUCCGUCCAAGCUGGACAAAUGAGAAAGAUGAUUGUCCUCCGGACCCCUUGUCUCCAACAAUUGCAGCUUUAGCACUAGAGUUGCCAGGCUUUGUACCAAGAAGCAGAAAGCCAUACUGUGAAGCACUUGAAAUGUAUAAUCGUCCACAAUUGGUUUCAGAAGAGACUUUAAGUGAACAAUGGAUGUCUCGUCUAAUGGCACUCAGGGAAAGAGAAGAAUCUUUAAAUAAGAGGGAGAGAAACUUAAUAGCUAAAGAAAUAAUAAAUAGUCCCAUGACCAAAGUUAUAUCUCUGGAUGAUUCAAACGAAACUAGUGACUUUAAAAGUAAUGGAAUAACUUUACCUCCAGUAUUUCACCCAGUCAAUGAGGAAGUGAAGAAUAACUGGGUAUCUCGAAGACACCACAGAAGAUCUAGCUCAGUGCGAACCAAAGCCAGAAGAAAGAGCUAUGCCUAUGAAGACUUAGACAGUUCAUUAUCUGCAGAUAAUGGAGACAGCAGCAUGAUUGUUACUGCUGCAAAGAUAACCAAGGAGAACAUGCCUGUGAGGAAUAUAUUUCCUGAAAUCUCAACUAAGAAAGUUCAUUUUACAGCCAGCAACCCUUUUGUUGAAAGUGAUGAAAGUGUAACUCUUACAUUUUAUGAGUUGGAGAAUGUGGACAGUGAGGGAUAUCAAGUGCCAAGAAAAGAUACAAAAGUGCUGAAGGAUAUCACCAAGUUCAAAUAUUUAGACCUGGAAAAGUUAACUUCGGAAAAGAGAGCUGCCAUGCAUCAUUCAUCAUCCUCCCCUUCGAAACAAGCUAAGUUAACAAGUAAGGUGUUCACUGAUAUUACAAAUAGUACUAUAAAGAAGACUCCAUCAAAAAGUAGUCUCUCUUCCAAGGGUUCCAAUGUUUCCAAAAAUUCUUUGAGGAGUUCAAGAAGCAUGUGGAGUUCUGAAUCUCGCAAGUUGGUUGAGAGUGACAGCAGUGAACAAAAAAAUAAUAAAAUGACCUAUAUGCAGAUGCCUACCAUUCCACCAGAUCUUAAAAAGUCUAAGAGAAAGUCCUUGCUUCCAUUCAAGACUCCUUUUAAAUUUAAAACAACAACUAAAGUGUAAUGUUAUUACUUAUUUAAAAAACGAUUUUUGAUAAGCAUACUUACUAUAAUGAUCAAUUGAAUUUUAUACACAAUAAUUAUUUUAUUUGAAGUUGGAGUUGAGAGUAGUUUGUAGAUGCUUGUAACUAUUGCAAUAAGUUCCUUUGGUUGUGGUAUUUUUUUUGUUAUUGUAGCAUGCUUCCUUCGUACUAGUUCCAUGAAAAUAUUGGAACAAACCAAUUAUGUGA
Messenger RNA from Vanessa atalanta (red admiral), 2231 nucleotides. RefSeq lists its product as uncharacterized. The coding region runs from base 56 to 2005 and encodes 649 amino acids. Gene Ontology annotation, cellular component: nucleus; centrosome; cytoplasm. The transcript has a single exon. Lineage: Eukaryota; Metazoa; Arthropoda; Insecta; Lepidoptera; Nymphalidae. The record is from RefSeq and is a predicted model, not a curated record. Gene Ontology annotation, biological process: chromosome segregation; protein phosphorylation. Gene Ontology annotation, molecular function: ATP binding; protein kinase activity.